This is a messenger RNA of Zonotrichia leucophrys gambelii, 1671 nucleotides long. It is a transcript of the gene CLDN10, whose product is annotated as claudin 10. The transcript has 5 exons. Gene Ontology annotation, molecular function: structural molecule activity. NCBI's taxonomy places the organism in Eukaryota, Metazoa, Chordata, Aves, Passeriformes, Passerellidae. The coding region runs from base 84 to 770 and encodes 228 amino acids. The record is from RefSeq and is a predicted model, not a curated record. Gene Ontology annotation, biological process: bicellular tight junction assembly; cell adhesion. Gene Ontology annotation, cellular component: bicellular tight junction; plasma membrane.
UCGGCCCGGCCCGGCUCCGCUCGGCUCCGCUCCGCCCGCCGCCGCCGGGAUCCGCCGCGGCUCCCGCCGCUGCUGCCGGGCCCAUGGCGAGCACGUCGGCGGAGAUCAUCGCCUUCCUGCUGACCAUCUCGGGAUGGGUGCUGGUGUCCUCCACGCUGCCCACCGACUACUGGAAGGUGUCCACCAUCGAUGGCACGGUCAUCACCACCGCCACCUUUUGGGCCAACCUCUGGAAGACCUGCGUGACCGACUCCACCGGCGUCUCCAACUGCAAGGACUUCCCCUCCAUGCUGGCGCUGGACGGUUACAUCCAGGCCUGCAGAGGAUUGAUGAUCUCCGCUGUCUGCCUGGGCUUCUUUGGUGCCGUUUUUGGACUGGUUGGGAUGAAAUGUACAAAAGUUGGAGGCUCUGAUCAGACUAAAGCAAAAAUAGCUUGUUUAGCUGGACUGAUUUUCAUACUCUCUGGGCUGUGCUCUAUGACUAGUUGUUCCCUGUAUGCAAACAGGAUUACGUCUGAGUUCUUUGACCCUUCUUUUGUUGCACAAAAGUAUGAAUUAGGAGCAGCUUUGUUCAUUGGAUGGGCUGGAGCAUCACUCUGCAUAAUUGGUGGCAUUAUAUUCUGCUUCUCAAUAGCUGAAAACAGUAAUGCUGCAAGGAGGGGGUAUGCCUAUAAUGGAGCCACAUCUGUGAUGUCUUCUCGCACAAAGGUGCACAACAGCGUCCCUGACAAAAGCCCACCCAAGCACUUUGACAAGAACGCCUACGUUUAGUUGCACUGUUGGAAGACUCAAAGCGUUUUUAAACGUGAUUUUGUACGUUUCAUUCAGAGUGAUUCCCCCCACCCUAAGCCCUAUGUACUUACCACUAAGACAAUGACUUUUAAAAAUAUUAACUUGCAGCUUUUUACAUAUUGAUGUAAAUUUUAUUAUAUAAUAUUUUAAGAUUGAUGUUGGUAUUGUAAAGUUUAUACCUGGAAAUCAUGAGCUGAUGUUGCAUUCUUGAAAAAAAAUAAACGAGGUAUUUACUAAUUCAGUUUGUCAUGUCAGCUGCUUAUGGGAAUGGCAUCAUACACACUGUAUUGGCAUAUUGCAGUUCAAAAAUUCAGCUAAUGUUUUUUCUUUGUCUGUCCAUGGAAAUGUGAUGACUUUUGAGGGAGUAUUUGUACAAGUCAAUAAAUGAGAACAGAGAUUACAAAUGGUCACAAAAUGCUUUCUAGAUUGAGUCCCUAAAAUCAGACACAAACUCAGGUUUUUUGUGAAGUUUAAACUGAUGGACUGGUGGAAUUUCAAUAAAAGUUGGUUAUUUUGGGACAACCGUGUAAAUAUAAAAAAUGAACAGUCCUAUUUAAUAAUGGCACAGUAUAGAAAAAGUUUUGUAUCUGAUAUUAUCUAAAUUACAUUCAAACUACAAAGUCAAGGUUCUUUUUGUUUUAUGUUAUUUUUGUACUUCAUUUAAGUAGAAACACUAUUGUGUUUUUUUAAAGAAGGCAGCCAAUAUGGACAAAGCAGAAAUGUCAAGUACUUCUGCCAUGGCAGGUUAGUGCUUUCAUUACUGUGGCUUGACACUUUUUCCAGUUGUUGUCCUUUUAUGCUAACAAAGACUGAAUUCCAAUACAAAAAAAAACCACAACAAACCAACUUCCCCAUAUAGGAGGCAUUUAAUGAUGAUCAG